CUCUUAGGUAUAUAACUACAUUUCAUGUUGGUUAAAGUUAUCUUCGAUCGCUAAGUUUCUGUAACUAUACUGCUUCCUAAAAGUCUGUUCACCUCUUUUUCUCACCAAAAUUUGUAUUUCAAAAAAUACAUAGUCUGGUUCAACCGAAUUUACACAAUUAGACCCUAAAAAACACACAUCGCUCAAACAUAGACAAAUAACUUGUGACUAAAAAAAGUCCACGAAAAGUAUGUUAAUUAAUCAAAAUACUAGACAACAAACAGUCUUUCGUUCUCUUCUUGCUAUACUUUACACCCUAAAUUUUACACACAUCGAUUUAAAGCUGAAAUGAGGCACCAGACAAUGUCACCGAUCUGUAAACUCUACAAAACGAACAUAAAGCAACCUAAUGACACUUCAUUGAAAUAUCAGCCACAUAUAUAUACACACAUAUAUAUACUCUGUGAGAUCAGUUUCAGUAUGAAUUUGUAGAGAGACAUAAAUAAGUCAGAAAUGUUUACUCGUCACUUCUAUCUUGUGUUGCCAAUUCUCCUAACAUUUGAAAUUAAUCCGAUUACAGCGCAAGUAUACAGAGAAGAUAAUUAUACUGUCCAAGUUUAUGGAGAGAAUCUGAUCUUUUUAUUUGAUGAGUCAAUAAACCAACUUAGACCAACUCACCUGCAUUUGAAUGCUUCUUUUGGCUUCCAUGAUACACUACCAUUUUCCAGUAAUUUUUUAUAUACACCAUUAGUGUUUUGUCAACCGUUUCAUAUACAAAUUACCCUGUUACAAAAUAAAACAAUUCAAAGAGUACUGAAAACACGUACAUACAACUUUCAACUGACUGAAGGUAGCUUGGAAAAGAGUUUAGUACCACGAGCAAUAUUGGAUAAUGCAACUGGUGAAGUGCAUUUCUACUGCGAUUUUAUAACAACAUCUGCAAGGAAUUGCAAUAUUUCCGUAAUCAACACGUAUGGCAAUGAUGCCGGUUAUUGUACAAACAAACUGGUGAAUGAUCAUUCUACACUUGGACACUUAAAACCAAAUACAACUUAUAAUCUUCAAUGCUUUGAUGAGUUUGGCUAUACAAAAGUCAAUUCUAUAUCAUAUGAAACCGGUAAUCAAAGAAAUGUGUUUCUUGAACAGCUUCAAAAUACUUCCUUACCAGAUCCUAAUGAAGAGGAAUUUGUAUGUCCGGAAAAUGGAGAUUCUGUGAAGGUGGAAAAUGUGACGGUUGAAAUGUUAAAUGGAGGUGCAGCUCAUGUGGUCAGCUGGAGCCCAAUAGAAGAAAAAUACUCCCAAUGCAUAUCGUACUAUCUGAUAUGCCGAGUUCAUAGACGUACACGGCCAAAGAUUUCAGUAUUGUCUCUUGUAAAAAUACGCGUGAAUGGACAUUUAAAUAACAUAUUUACAGAUUUCGAUGAAGAUCAAAGUUAUAUUUAUAAAGUGAAAGUGUUUUUCAAGAAUUCUGUAAGAACGAAAUUUUCUCAGCGUGUUGAAAUUCAUACCGCAAGGGCACCUAUUUACAAUUGUAACUGCAGUUUGAAUAAUGAACACAAUUAUACUGGUAUUAGGGUGCCAGCUCUUGUUGUCGAUGUAAGAAACAGUGUCAUGUAAUCGGAAAAAAACCCGAUCAGGUGAAAGAAAAAAGAAAGUACAAAUAUGUGAUUGACGACUUUUGUUUAAACUAUAAAAUGAAAUAUUUCUCUUUUUUGCAAAUUUUAAUCCUUGAAAAUGUAAUUACUUGAAAAUAAAAUUUCACAUUGGCUGAUUUAAGUCAAUUGUAGAAUAAUCUAUCAAGAGAAAAGAUAAAGCCAUGAUUAAAACCACGAUUGAUAAUGAUGAGGUCACCUCGGCUACCAGUAAAUAUACAGUCACGGCCUCAGUACAUGUUGGUUUUUAAUGCCUUUUAU
Messenger RNA from Trichobilharzia regenti, 1892 nucleotides. The record is from the annotation of a GenBank genome assembly. Lineage: Eukaryota; Metazoa; Platyhelminthes; Trematoda; Strigeidida; Schistosomatidae.